Ctenocephalides felis (cat flea) is the source of this 444-nucleotide messenger RNA. Its product is annotated as protein N-terminal asparagine amidohydrolase-like. The record is from RefSeq and is a predicted model, not a curated record. Gene Ontology annotation, molecular function: protein-N-terminal asparagine amidohydrolase activity. Gene Ontology annotation, cellular component: nucleus. Gene Ontology annotation, biological process: ubiquitin-dependent protein catabolic process. The transcript has 3 exons. Bases 1 to 444 code for a protein of 147 amino acids. Lineage: Eukaryota; Metazoa; Arthropoda; Insecta; Siphonaptera; Pulicidae.
AUGGUGUUGGUGUUAAAUGGAGUGCUGCAGGACGACUGUCCCUCCGACACGAGGUCCCUUUUUGCAGCUCAUCCGGUGUAUAGGGACACGGCCGCCCAACUUUUGGCGGUGCCGUCCAAGGUAGUGGGGCCUCAAGGGCUAUUGUACGUGCAGCAGAGGGAAGUGGCCGCCACUGCUCCGCACGAUAGAAAUGUAAAUAUUCUUGGUUCUGAUGAUGCGACGACAUGCAUCAUCGUAGUUGUACGACAUUCAGGUUCCGGUGCCGUCGCCCUCGCCCACCUGGACGGCGCGGGCACCGAGGAGGCCGCCUCCGGGAUGAUCGCCCGCGUCCAGGAACUCGCCUUGGGUUAUCCCGAGGGAAGGAUAGAGUUGCAGCUUAUUGGCGGAUUCAGCGACCAGCACGGAUAUAGCGAAGAACUAUUUUAUAAUAUUAUGCGUGAGUAG